This is a messenger RNA of Dioscorea cayenensis subsp. rotundata (Guinea yam), 660 nucleotides long. RefSeq lists its product as uncharacterized. The transcript is spliced from 2 exons. The record is from RefSeq and is a predicted model, not a curated record. NCBI's taxonomy places the organism in Eukaryota, Viridiplantae, Streptophyta, Magnoliopsida, Dioscoreales, Dioscoreaceae. Bases 1 to 660 code for a protein of 219 amino acids.
AUGCCAGGUUGUGUUUGCAAGGGUGGGAUCUGGCAUCAACUGGUAUCAGAGAGGCAAGAUCGCUGUACAAGGAGAAGGCUUUGUCCAGAAACCUUGAUGGAGACCAGAAAUCAAGAGUUGAAGAAACUGGAAGAAAGUUUGAAGGGCCUAGUAAGGGAGACGGUAGAGAAGCAAGCAGAGAAACAUGACAAGGAUAUGCAAGAAAUGAGGGAGAAGCAAGACAGAGAUAUCAAUGGGUUACAGACCCUAUUACUGAACCUGCAACCUGGGGGGAGUGAACCUGUGUCCAGUGCUGUUGUAGGUCCUGUCAGGACUGAGAAAGAGCUGUCGUAUCUCAAAUCCAUCAGGCCCAAGUUAACAAAGCUAGAAUUUCCCAGAUUCAAUGGUGAUCACAUCUAUGAUUGGUUGUUCAAAUGCAAGCAAUUCUUCGAGUUUGAUGAAACUCCAGAUGGCAUCAAGGUUAAAAUAGCUUCCUUACACUUGGAGGGAGCUGCACUGCAGUGGCAUCAGGGUUACUUGAGGAGAAGAGGGGGAGAGAAUCCUCCCAGUUGGGGAGAUUAUGUAACACAGCUAAAUACAAGGUUUGGUAAUGAGUUGCAUUACGACCCUAUGGAGGAAUUGAAGGACCUGAGGCAAGUGGGGUCAUCCACGACUACUUGA